UGGCGCAUUACAACAAGCGCUCGACCAUCACAUCCCGGGAGAUCCAGACAGCCGUGCGCCUACUGCUGCCCGGGGAACUGGCCAAGCACGCUGUGUCUGAGGGCACCAAGGCCGUCACCAAGUACACCAGCUCCAAAUAAAAGCCUGUCGUGGUAACAGAGAUUCAGGGCGGAGGGAAUCUGCACUGCAAAGUGUGGUACCAUUUCCCAGAAGAGCCAAAUGGAUGAGCAACCUUCUAUCAGGAAAGGUCCAGAGAUCUGUUCAUUACGCUAUGGACUGGCUCUCAUCAUGCACUUCUCAAACUUCACCAUGAUAACUCAGCGUGUGAGUCUGAGCAUUGCAAUCAUUGCUAUGGUGAACAGCACUCAGCAGCCUGGUUUAUUCAAUGCCUCCACAGAAAGACCUCUUGAAUUCACCUUCAAUCACUCCAACAGAUCCAUCAAGGAAUUUAAUACAAGGGCCUCUGUGUAUGAAUGGAGUCCAGAGACUCAGGGUAUCAUCUUUAGCUCCAUCAACUAUGGGAUAAUACUGACUCUGAUCCCAAGUGGCUAUUUAGCGGGGAUAUUUGGUGCAAAACAGAUGCUUGGUGCUGGCUUGCUGAUCUCCUCCCUUCUCACCCUCUCUACACCAUUGGCUGCCGACUUCGGAGUGAUUUUGGUUAUUGUGAUUCGGACCAUUCAGGGCAUGGCCCAGGGAAUGGCAUGGACAGGUCAGUUUACAAUUUGGGCAAAAUGGGCUCCACCACUUGAACGAAGCAAACUCACCAGCAUUGCGGGAUCAGGGGUAGCAUUUGGGUCCUUCAUCAUCCUCUGUGUUGGGGGACUAAUCUCACAGGCCUUGGGCUGGCCUUUUAUCUUCUACAUCUUUGGUAGCAUUGGCUGUGUCUGCUGUCUCCUGUGGUUCACAGUGAUUUAUGAUGAUCCCUCGCACCACCCAUGCAUAAGCGUCAGGGAAAAGGAACACAUCGUGUCCUCUCUGCCUCGACAGUCCAGUUCUCCUAGAAGAUCUGUUCCCAUAAAGGCUAUGAUCAGAUGCCUACCACUUUGGGCCAUUUUCACAGGGUUUUUCAGCCAUUUCUGGUUAUGCACCAUAAUCAUAACAUACCUACCAACGUACAUCAGUUCUGUGCUCCAUGUCAACAUCAGUGACAGUGGGGUUCUGUCCUCCCUGCCUUUUAUUGCUGCCUCAAGUUGUACAAUUCUAGGAGGUCAGUUGGCAGAUUUUCUCCUGUCCAGGAAUCUUCUCAGAUUAAUCACUGUGCGAAAACUCUUCUCAUCACUAGGGCUCCUCCUUCCAUCGCUGUGUGCUGUGGCCUUGCCCUUUGUGGCUUCCAGUUACAUAACAACCAUCAUUCUGCUGAUACUUAUUCCUGGGACCAGCAACCUGUGUGAUUCAGGGUUCAUCAUCAACACCUUAGACAUCGCCCCCAGAUAUGCAAGUUUCCUCAUGGGAAUCUCCAGGGGAUUUGGGCUCAUCGCAGGAAUCAUCUCUUCCACUGCCACCGGAUUCCUUAUCAGUCAGGAUUCUGUGUCGGGAUGGAGGAAUGUCUUUUUCUUGGCUGCUGCUGUCAACAUGUUUGGCCUGGUUUUUUACCUUACAUUUGGACAAGCAGAAAUCCAGUACUGGGCCAAAGAGAGGACUCUCACCCGCCUCUGAGGAUACAGACUUGCAAACUUAAAUGUAGUACUGACUAUUAACUUUUCAACAUUUUAUUUUUUAACUUAUCGUAUUUCUUUCUUCAUAUUUUUAGUCGUAGACUCAGCAGUUCUCAACUUAGGUUGUGUGUUAGAUUUCUCUGGGGAGUCUCUAAAACAUAUUGGUGAAUGGGCUCUACUCUAGAAAUUCUGAAAAUGAAUUGGUCUGGGGUAGAGCCCAGAUAUCACUAAUUUUUAGACACUCCCCAGGAUUUCUAACAUGCAGCCAAGGUUGACAACUGCUGGGCAAACAUGAAACAUCAAUUCCUGUUGACUUUGAAUUUUCCUUUUUGGAAGGAACUAGAUAAAUAAAAAUCUCUGUAAAAAUAUAAUCACUGAUAAGUACCUUCAUGAGGUGAUUAUAGACACAGAGAUCUACUAGAACUGUAUGUUAUAGAGCUCAGUACAGAACAGAAUUUAAAGGCUGUAAUCCACAGAAUUAGCAUUUUUAUUGUUUUCAUACAUUGUGAAACAUGGAUGUUUAUGUGAUUACAUUCUAUUAAAAUU
This is a messenger RNA of Camelus dromedarius (Arabian camel), 2201 nucleotides long. It is a transcript of the gene SLC17A2, whose product is annotated as solute carrier family 17 member 2. Gene Ontology annotation, biological process: transmembrane transport; monoatomic anion transport. The transcript has 12 exons. The record is from RefSeq and is a predicted model, not a curated record. Bases 220 to 1656 code for a protein of 478 amino acids. Gene Ontology annotation, cellular component: plasma membrane. Lineage: Eukaryota; Metazoa; Chordata; Mammalia; Artiodactyla; Camelidae. Gene Ontology annotation, molecular function: transmembrane transporter activity.